UGUCUUUUUACUAACUACUUUAUUCCUAACGAUAUGAAUCUUCUUGUUUACGAUUUCAGCACAAGUGCCCACAUACUUUUGCGUGGAUACCACCCACCCACCCCUUUUAAAGUCACAACCCAAUAUCAUCAUUGGUUUCUGAGACUGUUCUUGGAACUGUGUUAUUAGUAAUUACUAUAAUUUACACACAGAAGUGGAGAAUUUUGAGAUAAUAGAGAGAGUGCCCAUAUAGCCUUUUUGGUGGAUUCAGCUCAACCACCUAUUCAAAGUGUCCCUACACACAAACCCAAAUCAUUUAUUGGAUUCUGAGACUGUUCUUGAACUGUGUUCUUAUUGUGGUAAUUUACAUAAAGUGGAGAAAUUUCCCAAGAUAAGAAAAAGAAAAGUUUGAAGCUUUAUUGGAUUCUUUGGUUGAUCACAGAAAGAUUGGAGUUUUGAUUGGAGAUAAAAAGUAUGGGAACUGCAGUGGCUGGCUUGUCUUGUUUCCAAUUCCUCUUCUUUUAUUCACCUAAUUUUGAAAGGAUUGUGAGAGAGACUGUAGAAUAUGAAGAAUGUUAAUUGGGUCAACAAAAGAGGAAGACCUCGGACUAGUUUGAAAGUGCGCAAGAUAAUGAAUUGCCUAUGCUCGUCUGAACAAAUUCUGAUGGACGAAAUAAUCCCAUCUCCUGAAUCCCUUGCAACUAAGGAUUACACAGCAAGUGUUCAUUCAUCACAAGCUGGAAAAGCUGGCCUAAAGCCUGAUACUGGCAAUAUUGAAGAAGCUGAAUCAUCUUUGCGUGAGAGUGGUUGUUUGAAUUAUGAGGAAGCAAGAGCAUUACUAGGAAGAUAUGAAUACCAAAAGGGGAAUAUAGAGGCUGCUCUACAUGUUUUUGAAGGGAUAGAUAUUGCCUCGGUGACUCCUAAGUUGAAAAUCGCCCUUGCCGAAAGAGUGAAAACUCAAAAGAGACGUUCACAGAGUUUUUCUACGCCCCCAAUGUCCAUAAAUGCUGCGAGUUUGCUCCUGGAAGCAGUCUUUCUCAAAGCAAAAUCGUUGCAGGCGCUUCAGAGGUACAAAGAAGCUUCUCAAUCAUGUACAGUAGUUCUGGACAUUCUCGAAUCUUCUUUUCCAGCAGGCUUUCCUGAAACCUUUGGUAGUGACUGUAAAUUGCAGGACACUCUCAGCAAUGCUGUUGAGCUGCUCCCUGAAUUAUGCAAACUUGCAGAUGCUCCUCGAGAAGCAAUUAUGUCAUACCGCCGAGCUCUUCUGCAUCCAUGGAAACUUGAGAUCCAGGCUACUGCAAGGAUUCAGAAAGAAUUUGCCAUUUUUCUUCUCUAUAGUGGAGGUGAAUCAUGUCCACCUAAUCUCCGAUCUCAAAUGGACGGUUCAUUUGUCCCCAGAAACAAUAUUGAAGAGGCUAUUCUUCUCUUGAUGAUUUUGUUGAAAAAGAUUUCUCUACAAAGGAUUGAGUGGGACCCUUCAAUUCUUGACCAUCUCUCAUAUGCAUUAUCUAUAUCAGGGGGUCUAAAGGCUUUGGCUAACAAAGUAGAAGAGUUGCUUCCCAGAACUAUAGAUCGGCAAGAGAUGUAUCUUAUCUUAGCUCUAUGCUAUUAUGGAGAGGAAGAUGACUUCGCUGCAUUGGACUUGUUGCGGAAACUGUUUAGUACAGAGGAUCACACUUGUGUUCCAGGUUUGUUAUUGGCUUCAAAAUUAUGUGCUGAAAUCCCAGAUUGUGCAAACGAGGGGAUAAUUUAUGCUCAUACAGCUAUUGGAAUCGAGCAAGAAAGAUGCAGUCAGUUGAUGGGUGUUGCCAAUUGUGUAUUAGGCCUCUCACUUUCAGCUCAUUCUAGAGCAAUGGCGACAGAUUCCGAGAGGGUUAAGAUACAAUCAGAAGCACUUAAGUCCUUUGAAUCUGCUGGGAAACUGACAAAGAUGAGUGAUGCUAAUGUCAUUUAUCAUCUUUGUCUAGAAAAUGCAGAGCAAAGGAAGUUGGAUGCUGCAGUCCAUUACGCAAAGUGGUUGCUUAAAUUGGAAGGUGGUUGUACUUUGAAAGGGUGGAUGCUGUUGGCUCGGGUAUUAUCAGCUCAGAAACGGUUUAUGGAUGCUGAAACUGUUAUUAAUGUUGCCUUAGACCAAAGUGGAAAGUGGGAUCAUGGAGAACUGUUGAGGACCAAAGCUAAACUCCAAAUUGCGCUGGAUCAAGUGAAAAAUGCUAUAGAAACAUAUACUCAGCUUCUUGCAAUUCUUCAGGUUAAGAGAAAAAGCUUCAGAUUGGGGGAAAAUCUCAAGGAGUUUGGAGACCAUUGCAGAACAUUGGAGCUGGAAAUCUGGCUGGAUCUUGCUUCCAUUUACAUAAAUUUAUCUCAGUGGCGAGAUGCGGAGAUGUGCCUUUCCAAAACUGAGGCCAUUUGUUCAUAUUCAGCUCGGAGAUCGUAUACUGCUGGUUUGCUUAACCAAUCGAAGGGCCUAUAUAAAGCAGCGCUGAGAGACUAUUGGAAUGCUUUGGCUGUUAAUCCGUCCCAUGUUCCAAGUCUGGUAUCAACUGCAGUAACGCUUAGGAAGAUAGGUAAACAGUCUCCUGCAAUUAUUCGAAGCCUUCUUACGGAAGCACUAAGGCUUGAUCGGAUGAAUGCUUCUGCAUGGUAUAAUCUGGGUCUGCUUUACAAGGAGGAAGGUUUAGGUUCAGCAUUGGAAGCUGCUGAUUGUUUUGAAGCCGCUAUUCUUCUGGAAGAAACUGAACCUGUCGAACCAUUUAGAUGACUUCCUCCCUGUAUAUAAUUUAUCACUGAUUUUCACAUUACAAUCUCUGCAGCUGAUGUAUCCAUCUCGCGAGAUGUGAAUUUGUAUUUUAAUGAGGUGAGGAGUGGGAAGAGUAUCAAUAAUGCUUUUGUUUCUUGACCA
Nicotiana tabacum (common tobacco) is the source of this 2878-nucleotide messenger RNA. RefSeq names its product protein NPGR2. Lineage: Eukaryota; Viridiplantae; Streptophyta; Magnoliopsida; Solanales; Solanaceae. The record is from RefSeq and is a predicted model, not a curated record. Gene Ontology annotation, molecular function: protein binding.